GCGUCUUGUUCGAGUUAUGUAUCGCUUGGUCAUCGUUGCCUUUCUUCUGUCAUGCUUGGUCGGUUCUUGCUUGGCUGACUGUGACUGCUCUUGCUGCUUGAGUAAUUCCGGCGGGUCCCCCUCAAACGGGCUUUCUCGAAAUCCACCAACACCAACACCACCACCACCACCACAACCAACCUGUUGUCAUAUAUCUGGUGAAGUCUACAACUUUACUGUGCAUGCUAUCAAUGACCCAUCUGUUGCUGUAGAUCUACAACUAGUUUAUUUCGGAUCGAACUCCUCCUCAAAGGUAUUGAAUGGACCAAAGCCCUGUCCAUCUAAUGUCGUGGCAACUGCAACAUUUGCUCCAGAAGAGAUAAUAUACAGACCAACCAACGACUUUAUAACUUGUCAUGUAGAAGGAAACAAUUCGAUGAGAUGUGGCACAAAUCCCCCCGGAGUAAACCCAGGUAGCUGUAUUGAUGGCUGUCCUGUCUACUUUAAUGAGCUUGCGUUUACUUAUUUCAAUCCUUGGAUGGUUCAGUCGGGCAUAUUCACUUACUCAACUGAAAUAACUGAGCGUUUCGAUCUCGUUUGUGGCACUUUCCCUGUCAGUGUCACUGAUGGUUCAGGUUCCUUUUGGUAUCAACAAGGUUCAGGAUUACAUGUGACUUACUUAUCAUUGGGAGGUUAACAAACAACUUUUACAUAUUUGAAUAUAUUCGAUAAAACGCUAUCCCUUGAUACUUUUUUAAAUAUUAAUUCCUGCGUGAAAAGGUAUCGUUGGGUAAAGGAUAAAAAGACCUUGAAUUUC
Molecule: messenger RNA, 796 nt
Organism: Galdieria sulphuraria
Lineage: Eukaryota; Rhodophyta; Bangiophyceae; Galdieriales; Galdieriaceae
Exons: 1
Coding region: 17-676 (219 amino acids)
Source: RefSeq, a predicted model, not a curated record